This is a messenger RNA of Ctenopharyngodon idella (grass carp), 879 nucleotides long. Its product is annotated as melanocortin receptor 4-like. Gene Ontology annotation, biological process: G protein-coupled receptor signaling pathway. Bases 1 to 879 code for a protein of 292 amino acids. NCBI's taxonomy places the organism in Eukaryota, Metazoa, Chordata, Actinopteri, Cypriniformes, Xenocyprididae. The record is from RefSeq and is a predicted model, not a curated record. Gene Ontology annotation, molecular function: G protein-coupled receptor activity. Gene Ontology annotation, cellular component: membrane. The transcript has a single exon.
AUGAAUAUUUCCCAGAGUAGUGCGGGUCUUGGCACCGUGCUGCCUCUUACUAGUUUCGAGAACGUGCUUUUGUUUCUCUUCAAUGUAAUCCUCGCCACCGCCAUCAUUUUCCUCAACGUGUCCGUGUUUCUGUCCAUCAUGAUGAACAGAUCCCUGCGCAGCGAGAACCGCUUCAUGUACAUGCUCAGCACGUGUCUCAGUGACAUCUGCUCGGGCGUCUCGUAUUAUUAUGCUGGAGUUCUGGAUGUACGCGAUUAUUUUGAAUCCCCGACAAGCACUUUCUAUAUCGUUCCCACUUUUCUGGGUCUGUCCUAUAUGGCGAUUCUGGCCGCGCAGGCGGACCGUUACCACGCGGUCUCAGCGCCUUUCAAAUACUCGCAGCGCAUGACCCGAAACAGAACCCUGCUGGUGAUUCUGGCCUACUGGCUUUAUGCUUUUUUGAUUGUGGCAGUUUAUAAUUUGGUGACUACGGGGGUCGCUUGGAAAGUGAUGGGCCUUGUUACUUUUAUGUCGAACAUUUUCACUGUCAUUAUCAUGAUUGUUUUGAACGUCAGGCUGUUUUUCAUCGCCAGAUUUCAGCUACAGCGCGAACCGCCGAGCGCGGAACGGGACAACAAGCGCGCGUCUAUUUACCUCAUCGUAAUAGUGGCUGUAUGUUUUUUGAUCGCGUGGUUGCCAAUUUUUCUUCAUGUUAUUGCGUGUAAUUUCGCAGGGUUCACGUGCUAUACGUCCAGAAAUGAGGGUUCAGACCCGCUGCGCAUUCUGCCACGGGUAAAUACAGUUCUGACUCCCUUAUUGUAUAUCAGGGGCUGUUCUGCACUAAGGAGCACCCUACUAAGUAAAGUCUGGAGAACAAAAUGCUGCAAGAGGAAAAGGUAA